CAGAUGAAAACACAAUUCUGAAGGGGUGACACACAGAAGAAUAUGCAAAUUGUAGGCUAAAGACAUAUUUAUAACCAGGAAUUUUAUCUCGUCUCUCCCCAAAUAUCAAUUGUCGGCAUUUGUAGAGAGUAUUGGACCAAUGAGCUCUAUGUCAUCAUCCUUGUCUUUCCUCGCACUUACAUCACCUCUUCACGUAUCAAGACAACGUCUUAGUUUACAGCAAGCUCAUAGUUGCUACCAACAAUAUGCUUUCAAUAGUCAUGGUAACAUUACCCUUUCAAUCCAUGUCCAAUUAGCAUCCCCUCAUCCAUUUCCGUCCAGUAAUUUGAAAUCCUGUUGUAGUGCUAUUGCUUCAUCAAAUGACGGAACAGUAUCUAUGAUUAAUUUUGAAGAUGUAAUGGAAAAGGACUGGUCAUUUCUUGAGUAUCCAGAUUCCAGUGAAGAACAUAAGCAAAAAAUUGAUGAGAUCAUAUCAGCAGGAGAGAUCACGGAGACUUCCAAGGUUGUGAUAGCAAUUAGUUCUGAUGAAUUUGUUGAUAGAGUAGUUGAUUCAUCGAAUUGCAAGCAACUACUUGUCGUUCAUGACUCUCUUUUCAUGUUAGCAUGCAUCAAGGAAAAAUACGACAAGGUUAAGUGUUGGCAAGGGGAAUUGAUAUACAUACCAGAUAAGUGGACACCUUUUGAUGUUGUUUUUCUCUACUUCCUUCCUGCAUUGCCGUUUGAACUUGAUCAAAUUCUGGAUGCACUAAGAAAACGUUGUUCGCCAGGUGCAAGAGUUGUGAUUAGUCAUCCACAAGGCAGACAAAUGGUUGAAGAGCAACAGAAACAAUAUCCUGAUGUGGUUGUCUCAAACUUACCAGAGAAGAUGCUGCUGCAAAAUGUUGCUGCACACCAUUCAUUUGAAGUAGUCAAAUUUGUAGAUGAGCCUGCUUUCUAUCUUGCUAUUCUCAAAUUCAUGCCAGAUACCAUCAACCAAUAGCAUACUUUUCUACUUGUCUAGUCA
This is a messenger RNA of Solanum verrucosum, 1003 nucleotides long. RefSeq lists its product as uncharacterized. The record is from RefSeq and is a predicted model, not a curated record. NCBI's taxonomy places the organism in Eukaryota, Viridiplantae, Streptophyta, Magnoliopsida, Solanales, Solanaceae. The transcript has 2 exons. The coding region runs from base 140 to 979 and encodes 279 amino acids.